AUGCGGUUAAUCAAAUACAAGGGAUUUCAAGUGCCACCGUCCGAACUCGAGGAUCUUCUCCUGCAGCACCCAUCAGUUGCAGAUGCUGCAGUGACGUCGAUAUACUCGGACGAACAGGCAACUGAGCUUCCCAUCGCAUACGUCACACUCACAGCACAAUAUAGCUCGGCCUCCCAGGCUCAAAAGCAAAAGGCCCUCGAUGAAAUUCGUGCCUGGUCCGACAGCCAGGUGGCAGGCUACAAGAAGAUCCGUGGUGGUGUUUGGGAACUGCAGAACCUGCCCAAGACGCCCAGCGGCAAGAUCCUUAGAAAGGACCUGCCAUGUCGCAGACAAGAAGAGAAGCCGGCGAGGUUGUGA
This is a messenger RNA of Exophiala bonariae, 357 nucleotides long. RefSeq lists its product as uncharacterized. Gene Ontology annotation, molecular function: CoA-ligase activity. Gene Ontology annotation, biological process: secondary metabolic process. The record is from RefSeq and is a predicted model, not a curated record. NCBI's taxonomy places the organism in Eukaryota, Fungi, Ascomycota, Eurotiomycetes, Chaetothyriales, Herpotrichiellaceae. Bases 1 to 357 code for a protein of 118 amino acids. The transcript has 2 exons.